Messenger RNA from Candidula unifasciata, 1434 nucleotides. Lineage: Eukaryota; Metazoa; Mollusca; Gastropoda; Stylommatophora; Geomitridae. The record is from the annotation of a GenBank genome assembly.
AUGUUCCUUAGCAGUAAUAUGACCUGUCAUUCUUGUGUUAAAACGUGGCCGAGAAAGACCUGCGACAGAAAGAGGUGGAGGAAGAAGCAAAUAGUCUGGUACAAUGUGAGAGACGUCAAGAUGACCUCUUCACUAGACGAUUAUGACUUUGUGCAAGUGCUGAUUCACGAUAUUCAUGGACGACCUAAAGGACGCCUGAUGGCAAAGAGAAGAAUGCGGGGAGUAUUUAAAAACGGACUCGGACUUUAUGGCGGCGUAUGCUUCUGUGGUAUUCGAGGAGAAAUCACUAUCCACGAAGACUUUGGCGCCAAGGGUAACUAUGCAAAUAGAUAUCUGAAACCCUUGUUCAACACACUGAGACCUUGCCCCACGCUAGGUCAAGGCAGAUUCAAGGUUGGCGAAGUGAUGUGUCGUCUGGAAACUUUGGAUGGUACACUGGAUACAUCAACGCCGCGUACCGCUGCUGAAAUCCAGAUAGAAAGACUUCAGAACGAGCUGGGUCUUACAGUCAAAUCUGCCUUCGAAAUAGAAUUCAACAUCCGAGAGACUGGGAGUAAAAAGUAUUUUGGUCACAUUAAUGAAUGGUCAGCAACUGGCGUAGUAGAAAAGUGUCAAGAUACACUGUUUGAUCUGAUACAAGUACUGGGUGACAGAGGUGUACCCGUGGAUUCAGUGCAGACUGAAUACGGACCGGGUCAGUUUGAGUUUACACUGGAUGUUGAAGAAGGCAUAACGGUGGCUGACAACACACUGAAUUUCAAAAACAUUGUCAAGACUUUUUUGAAAACGAAGGGUUUUGAUGCGUCAUUCAUGACGAGAAUAGAUCCGUCAUUAGGAGCCAGCAAUGGUCUGCACUGGAACCAUUCUUUAUGGACAUCGUCAGGUCGCAAUGCCUUCCUUGACGUGAACAAACCGAACAAGCUGUCUGAACUUACCUGCCACUGGCUUGCCGGUUUGGUAGAACACUCUCCGGCGAUGACUGCAUUUUGUAAUCCAACAAUUAACUGUUACAGGAGAAUAGGACAACCAUGGGCUCCUACAUACGCUGACUGGAACUGCCAUGGACGCUUGUCUUCCUACAGAGUCAAGGUGGAGGGCGACAACGUUUACAUUGAGAACAGACUUUCAACGGGCGCUAGCAACCCCUACCUAGUCAUGGUAUGCUCUCUCGCUGCUGGCAUUGAUGGAGUCAAGAGAAAACUGCAACUGCCUAAAGAAGGUGACAAAAGUGUUCUACUGCCUACAGAUCUAGAAAGUGCCUUGCAAACCCUAGAAGCCGACACGGUUCUUACAGAAGCUAUGGGAACCAAGCUUGUGGAAUAUUUCACUUACUGUAAGAGAACCUAUGAAGUCAAGGAGUUUGCAGCCUUUGGGAAACUCAGCGAAGAAGUGCAAAUUGAGAAGGAGCAUGAAUUCUAUUUUUUUAGUGUUUAA